CAGUGUCUGCUCUCUCCUUCCAGGGCGACGAGAGUCUCUCUGCGACUACCCUCGAUUCUGACUUUGAGACCGUGAGUAAACCGAAAAGAAAAAGUGGCCACAGACCUCUCCCCGUGUCACCGAAGUCGCCGUACUACUCGAAGCCUAAGAGCGCAACGGCGUCCUGGAGGUCCCUGAGGACGGCCGAGACCAUGCCUCUGAGCACCAGGGUGUCCCUGACCCCGCAGAAGCUGUGGCUGGGGCCCUCCAAACAUGGUCGUGUCCCCGGGACCCCCGCCUACCGUGAGAAGGAGGACAUGUAUGAUGAGAUCAUUGAGCUGAAGAAGUCGUUACACAUGCAGAAAGGGGACGUGGAUCUCAUGCGGACAAAGCUCCGGCGGCUUGAAGAGGAGAACAGCAGGAAGGACCGGCAGAUCGAGCAGCUUCUGGACGCAGCCCGAGGCCCUGAUUUCGUCCGGACUCUGGCGGAGAAAAGGUCUGACACUGGCUGGGUGGUGGCCGGGCUGAAGCAGAGGGUCCUCAGGCUGGAGCAGCAGUGCAAGGACAAGGACAGCACCAUCAGCAAACUGCAGAGCGACAUGAAGACCACGAACCUGGAGGAGAUGCGCAUCGCCAUGGAGACGUACUACGAGGAGAUCCACCGCCUGCAGACCCUCUUGGCAGCAUCAGAACCUGCAGGGAAGAAGCUCCCCGUGGACAAGAAGCUGGGCAGCCGGCGGCAGAAGAAGAUGAGCAGCGCCCUCCUGAACCUGUCGCGCAGCGUGCAGGAGCUGACUGAGGAGAACCAGACCCUCAAGGAGGACCUGGACCGCCUGCUCAGCAACUCCCCCUCUGCCUCCAAGAUCCAGGGGUACGUGGAGUGGAGCAAGCCCAGGCUGCUGAGACGCAUCACAGAGUUGGAGACGAGACUCAGCAUGCUGGAGAGCCCCAGGCCUCAGGCGUCGGAACUGGCAAAACCCCGGGUGGAACCCCCCCACUCCUCGGUGUCCAACCCCACGGAGCCUUGGCAGCCCCGCUGUGAUGCCCACGAGGGGCCCAAGCCCCCGCGGGCCGACCCCGCGGGCCUGAAGGAUGAGUGUGCAGCCUCGCGGCCCCAGCAGCUGGAGAAAGACAUUCCCUCCUGUGUGGGCAGGGCCCAGGCCUGGCUCUGUGCUUGCAGUGCAGAGCGGAACCAGCCUCCGCAGACCAGGGCUGGCAUGGAGAGGGCGCCCCAGCACGGCCAGCAGAGUGAGGAGACCGGUGAGACCGAGGCAGUGCCCAGAGAGCAAGUCCAGAUGCUGACUGGGAAGCCCCGGGAGCAGGAGGAAGCUGAGGCGGGAGCGGAAGACAAGCCUGGGGAAGCUGGGCACAAGUGGGGCUGGCUGGAGGCAUGUGUCGGGGAGAAGCCCCCUGAGUCCUGGGAGCGGAUGACUAACUUCAGGUGGGGGUGGACUCAGAAGGGUGGCUGUGCCGGGUGGUGCGGCCUUCUCAUGCUGACACACCGUUUGUUUCUGUUCCAGAAAAGAGAGGCUGCCCUGGAUGAGGCCGCCACCGUGCUGCAGGCAGCCCUCCGGGGCCACCUCGUGAGGUCGCAGCUCCUGGCCCGGACAGCCCACUGCUCCUCCGCCCCCCGCACACCAAGCCCCCCACGGAAGCACCCCAAAACACCCCACAGUGAGAGCUCCGCUGGCCUGGAGCUGGAGAAGGCCGUGGUGUUGGUCCAGUCUGUCUUCCGUGCGCAUCUGGCGAGGAUCAGGGCAGGGGCUCCUGGGAUUGGUGUGGCCACCACCGCUUCCACAUCAAGGACAUGGGCCCCCUCAGCCAGCAAGGAUGCCUGCUCUCUGGCCCCCCCAGGCAACGCCACAGCGUCUCCUCCUGAGUGGGACCUGGGCUGUGUAACGGACACGGCCCAGGACGACAGCGCAGCCAGCAGCGGGGAGACCGAGGAGGAGUCAGCGGCUGAGGAGGAGGUCCUGACCCCAGACGAGCCCGACGUAGAUGUAGGUCCCAUGCUCUGCGGACCCCCACCUGCGGGGGCCCUGCCCCUGGUGGACAAAGUGUACUCGGAGGACUCUGACGAUGAUGUCAUCUCCCCUUCGCUGCCUGGGAAGAAGAGCUGCUCGUCCUAGGCCCGGGCCCGCCCCCUCCACCCUCACCCGCCCCCCGGCGGGCACCAGGGAUGGGCCCUGCAGAGGCGACGGGACCCCUGAAGUUGGAGAAAUAAUUUAUCUUGUUAAUAAAGAACAGUGCCCACAAGCA
Messenger RNA from Echinops telfairi (small Madagascar hedgehog), 2238 nucleotides. RefSeq names its product IQ motif containing E (gene IQCE). The record is from RefSeq and is a predicted model, not a curated record. Gene Ontology annotation, molecular function: protein binding. The coding region runs from base 192 to 2108 and encodes 638 amino acids. The transcript has 21 exons. Lineage: Eukaryota; Metazoa; Chordata; Mammalia; Afrosoricida; Tenrecidae.